GGGAGCAUCGCGAGCCACCUAUACGAGAGGCUUGGCAACACGAUAUUGCGUGAUUCUUAUUGCAACCACUGACUCGAAGAGGGGGUGAUCGACCACGGUGGUUACACAUGAAUCCGCAGCGCUUUGCAGCUGUUUGUCCGGGAUUUUAAGGUGUUUGCGGACGAAUUGGGGAUCCGACGUCAGCGACCGAGCAAGUGAUGCUUCCUCGCAUAAGGCGCACGCGUGUGAUGAGGGGAUCAGCGGACGCGGCUGGAGGGUGCGCGCUACUGUUGCACCGCCUCAACGGAUAACCGCUAUCUCAUCCUCUCUGGUCUUUCCCGGGUUUCUCUCCACUGACUAACGGAAUUACCGGACAGAGAUUUUCUUCUUUUUUUUUUUAUCCUCCUCAACCCCCCCUAUUUUUGUUUUCUUUUUUUUAGGGGGGGUGCGGGAUUCCAAAAAUGGAUGAAAGCCCUGAGCAUGCGUGGAGCGUUUAUCAUUUAUUGUGAAUACUCCCUGUAAGCGCACAGCUUUUUUUCACACCAGGAGAGGCAAUGCGCCCACCCAUGCGAUGCUAGCCUAUUAGCUGGGGCGAGAGAGAGAGAGAGAGAGGGAGAGAGAGAGAGAGAGAGAGAGAGAGACGGGAGGGGGGUUCAGUCGUGGAUUCAAGAGAAGACUAAUUUGCGAGUCUUGCUUUGCCUUUCAGGAAAGCGAAGAGGCGGAGGGAGGUUGGUAAAGGAGAAUACAGCAGUCACAUUUUUUAAGAAUGCAGGAGAAGCGGGCCAUUUCCGGUUCCUAGCCUGGUGUGCGAGAGUGUGUGCGCGUGUGUGUGCGUGCGCGUGUGCGUGCGUGUGUGUGUGAGCGCGUGUUAGUGUGUUAUUGAGUUUGUGCCCCCCAUCCGAGGCCAGCGGCCGUAUGGGGAAAGCGGCGGCGCACACAGAUGGCAUGGACACUUCCACAAGGUCUGCCGCGCUGCCUCUGCCCUGCCUCCCCUGCCGGAGCUCGUUCGCCGCCGCCUCUCUCUUGCAGCUCCCUCCGCCGCCCAGAAGCACUGCACCACAGCACAGGCUGACGGUAUGAGGCUUGAUCCAGUGCAUUUCUCCAUGCUAGUCAUCGGGGUCUCGUUCGCCUGUUACGCCCCGAGUCUCAACUCCCUCCAGGACCAAGCGUACCGAUCAGCUGUGGUCAUUGAGGGCGAGGUGCGCUCCUCCCCGGAGAACGUCUCCUCCCGGGAGCCCUACAGUGUGAAUGUCAAAGUGCUGGACGUGUGGCCCGUCAACAGCGGCGGCCUCGAGAGAGAGCAGCUCGUCACCGUCGGGGACUUUAGUUCCGAGGCCCCAUGCACCACGGUGGAGAAGGACCACAGAUAUAUCUUUUUCAUGGACCCGACCGGGGAGCCCGACGUGUUCAAGGCGUCGUACGCCCCCGUGGACGCCAGUGAGCCGGAGCUCAAGAAGGAUGUGGAGCGAGUGUUGUGCGAGGACUGCGCCUCUGUUCCUAAACUACGACUGAUGCCAGGCCAGUCUCUGAUGGAAGGGGAUAAACUGUACUUGAAGUGUGAAGCGUCAGGGAAUCCAAGCCCUUCUUUCCGCUGGUACAAAGAUGGACAUGAGCUUCAGCGAGCCAGAGACCUCAGAAUAAAAAACAACAAAAAAAACUCCAAGGUGCUGAUUAGUCGAGUGCGUGUGGAAGACUCUGGAAACUACACCUGUGUGGCUGAAAACUCAGUUGGACAAGAAAACGUCACAAGUAUUAUCAGCGUGCACAUCUUAACCACUACCACCUUGUCCCUGGGUGUGAGUCAUGUGAGGCAUUGCAAUGACACGGAAAAGGCCUACUGCAUCAACGGUGGAGACUGUUACUUCAUACAUGGUAUUAACCAGCUUUCUUGCAAGUGUCCCAAUGACUAUACGGGGGACCGUUGUGAAAACUCCGUCAUGGCCGGUUUCUACAAGCUUCUCAGAAUUGAAUUUAUGGAGGCCGAGGAGCUGUACCAAAGGCGGGUGCUGACGAUCACAGGAAUCUGUGUGGCCUUGUUGGUGGUUGGCAUUGUUUGUGUGGUGGCCUACUGCAAAACCAAGAAGCACAGGAACAGGAUGCAACAUCACCUCCAUCAAAACCAGAAUCAAUGUGUGGAACAACCCAACCGCAUGCUGGCCAACGGGCCCAACCACCCCGGGCCUGGUCCCGAGGAAAUUCCCAUGGUUGAUGUGAGUCCAAACAGUAGAAACAUACAACAGAGGCAGGUACAGUACAUCUCCAAGAGUCUCCCUACCACAGAAUGUGUCAUCAGCCACGGAGCUGAAUGUGCUGGCAACUAUGCAGGCAGCAGAAUGUCUACCCGCUCACAUCACUCGACCACUGCCUCACAUGCAUCCAGACAUGAGGAGCAGACAUGGAGCAUGGAGCGAACAGACAGCAUGAAUUCAGACUGCCAGUCAGGUGGCCUGUCCAGCUCUGUUGGAACCAGUAAAUGCAGUAGUCCAGCUUGUAUGGCAAGGAGAGCCCACUGGGGCUGUACUGAUGUUUCCAGUCCGGGAAUGCAGUUUGGAGAUUCCUAUGACUCACUAAGAGAUUCACCUCACAGUGACAGGUAUGUGUCCGCGCUGACCACGCCAGCUCGCUUGUCUCCGGUGGAGUUCCACUACCCGCUGCUGCCGCCCCAGGUUCCUACCUUCCACAUCACAUCACCCAACGCAAGGCACGCCCUCUCCCUACCACCUGCCACUGCAGCCUACCACAGAGAUGAUGACCAGCCGCUGCUAAGAUGCCCUGAUGAUCACAGUUUGUACAGGCAGCCUCGACGACCGCGUCGACCCUACCUGACGGAGAGCACAGGAAGUCUCCCAUCCAGUCCCUACCGUCUGCCUGAUGAAGAGGCAUAUGAAACCACGCAGGAGUACGCCUCCUCAAGGGAGCCUAUCAGGAGUCGACGGCGCCCGCGACGCAACCGACUCAAUGGACACUUAUCUCAGAGGUCAGCGGGCCUACGGGACUACAGGUCACAGAGCUUCAGCCAAUCAGAGGAGGAAGAGGAAGAGGAAGAAGACGAAGGUCAAGGGGAGCACACCCCUUUCCUCAGUAUGCAGAACAUGAACAUGGACCUGCCUUUAACCGUGCCAGGUUUCCACUCAUCGUCAGGGGCCGACGCACGGACUCACAGCAGGCUGAGUCGGCCGGGGAAUCGGAGCAACGGGCAGAGUCGCAGCGCACAGUCGCAGCGCUUCAAGUCAGACAACAUGCCCCUUUAAGACUGCACCCCCACCCCCCAACCCCCACCCAUGCAGACUUGCCCUCCCAUGCCACACACACACCACUCCACCUCGCACACACCUCUUCCUUCUUCUGGACUAGAGACAUGCACCAAGGAGAAAUAUUUUUAUUUUGUAUAACAGACAGAUAUUGUAAACAAAUGAAAUAUUUAUUUUGAUUUCAGCAAAAAUUGUCUACUAGCUAACAGCAAAGACUUUUUUUAUAAUGGGGGGAAAUAUUUAUAUGUAAAGGUUUUUUGAUUUACAGCAGUAUGAGAGACGAAAAAGUGAGAAUUACGUGCCAAUUUUUUCACAAGUUAGAUAAAUAGAAUAAUAUUGUGGUGCCUUUUGCUGUAUGCUCAAGUCGGAGGUCCCAUUGAGUUUUGUAGCCUUUCUUAUAAAGACUUCUCAUUUUUAUAGAGACCGAUCCUCUUCCUUACUUUAGCUUUUUUUUUCUUUCUCUGAUUUGGGAUCCUCCUCUUUUUGAACUGUGAUCUGAUUAUGUCAUCAUGCAAUAUUGAGUCUUUCUGUGUAAAAGUUGUCUGUUUACAUAUUGAUUCACGCAACGCACUCGUCUCACAGACGCAUUUGGGUCGUUUUGUCACUCGGAUGAAUAUGCAUCAUUCAUUUACAUCUCUGCUCACUGCCCGAUUUUUUUGUCCUGUGAGAAGUGGAAUUGUGACUGGCGAUGCGACAUCACAUUCUGAUGUACGUGAUCAGGGUUUUGAGAGUGUGUCCACAGUAUGUGUGAGAGCCUCAUUAAGCCUCAUGUGGGUGGUGUCUUGUUUUACUAGCACGUUCCUUUCAACGAUCUUCGCGCUGCCAGAAGCUCCAUUGCACUGACCCUUCCCACGUGAGCAGUCUUUGGCCUCCCGAAACCCACCUGUUGAAAUCCAGCCUGACUCUGGCCUCCUGUGGACUGCCAAGGCCACAUAUUUCCUAUGCCAGCAGCUUAGAGCCGCACUGUGUCUCAGGACUUCCCCAUCACAUCACAGCCAAAAGACUUGAGCGGUGAGCGCUCGUCAUCUCGACAACCUCUGUUCGCAGGCCAGAAUCACCCCCCCCCCCAGCCCCACCCACCCUCACUCCCCUUGACCAAGUCUGAUGCGUUCAGGUGAGGGGUGCGAUUAAGAACGUGUGCGAAGAAAAUGGAAGAGAGAUUCGCUGUUCUUUUUGAACAUCAAGAGGUUAGUGCUGUGUGAAAGUAGUCACGCAUGUUGCAAAUGAGUCUACAUCUGUUCACAUCUGACGCCGGGGCGUAGCACAGAAUUUCGUGCACCCCAUGCUCACUCUGGGUUCGUUUCUUUUAGUGCUACUGUAAUGUUUGUGACACUCUGAGAAAAGUCAUCACAUUUCACUGCUCUCAUGGGAAAGAAAAUUAUUCAAAUGAAGGCAGGGCUGGCUCAAGGCCAAUCGCUGGUGUAACACUUAUUACUGCAUCCUGCCUUGAUAUGUAUCUCAAUACUUUUAUUGUUAAACUUAUGUUGUUUGGUCACCUUGACUGAAUGCUCUGUUCUACGUUUGUCUCCGCCUACGCCUUUCGUGUCUUUCUUUAGCCCUUUGAGACCUUCUGAAACAUUGGUGAAUCAAGGCCCCAUCCUCUGCACACUACAGUAUUAUACGUAGUAGCGGUGACACCAGAAACCCGUAGAUUUCAGAUAUGUACAGUGCAUUGGGUCUAGAGAGCCUUCCAGGUUCAAUGUAUCAAAUACAAUAAUCUUCACACUUUAUUAUUUUCACACAGGAGAUGCAUGGCUCACGGUAAAAAAAGAAAAGAAAAAAAAAGUAUAUUUAAAAAGAGAAAACCCUUCAAACCAGGGGUACAGUUAGAAUGAUUUCAACAAAACACAUUAUUUGGCUUCUUGGCUCUGAGAUAUGCCUAGUUUUGUCUUAUUAUCACUCGAAUCAAUCUGGGACUUGCAAUGCGGAAAUACUGUGAGGGUAGUGUGCUUUUAGAGCUAGUUGAAUUGUAAACACUCCCACCCUCUUUCUCCUCACCCUUUAGCCCUCCAACCUGGACAUACAUGCAACACACAUUUCAUACACAACUAAGCACAUACACUUACAUAUAUAAGUACAUACAUGAUCACACCUGCAACGCCCUUCCAUAUCUGUGUAUGCGGCGCGGUUUGGCUCUAUCAUGUAUUUUUUUUUUAAACAAAUUCCCUUUCUUCUCCUCCCCCCUGCAUGUCCUAGUGGUACUGGUAGUUGGGUGCAUGGAUUAAGCAGUCAGCAAACUGUUUCUUUUUUUUCCACUUGGUGAAAAAAAAUUAAUGUGUAUUCAUUUUAACAUUCAGCAAUAAAUCCCCUUAUCUUCAAGUCCA
Messenger RNA from Syngnathus acus (greater pipefish), 5554 nucleotides. It is a transcript of the gene nrg2b, whose product is annotated as neuregulin 2b. Bases 1056 to 3230 code for a protein of 724 amino acids. The transcript has 12 exons. Gene Ontology annotation, molecular function: signaling receptor binding. NCBI's taxonomy places the organism in Eukaryota, Metazoa, Chordata, Actinopteri, Syngnathiformes, Syngnathidae. Gene Ontology annotation, biological process: nervous system development; animal organ development; intracellular signal transduction. The record is from RefSeq and is a predicted model, not a curated record.